Messenger RNA from Meloidogyne enterolobii, 422 nucleotides. NCBI's taxonomy places the organism in Eukaryota, Metazoa, Nematoda, Chromadorea, Rhabditida, Meloidogynidae. The record is from the annotation of a GenBank genome assembly.
AUGUAUGACAUUUUGAAAAUUAAUUUAGGGGGUUACGUCAUAACGGAAAAGUACCGAAUAACCUUCUCUGUGCUCUCUAACUUUAUAUUUUUUAAGCUAUAUUUAAUUUUAAAAAAUUUUUUAAUUUUAAAGAUAUUGUGGCAAUCAUUAAAUCAAAGUUUUAAAACUGUCGAAUUUGGUUCUCCCCCUCCAGCUUUUAUUAUUUUGUGUAAUGCUCUAUUAGGGCACAGAUUUGUCCAAACGUCCAAAUUUUGUAGAACUUGUUCAAUUCCUUCAGCUAAAAAACGUUGUCCAAAGUGUAAAAUUUAUUAUUGCUCAAUCGAAUGUCAACGGUUUGAUUGGCCAUUUCACAAAAAAUGUUGUGAAAAACUUGAGAAAAGACGUGAACAAGAAAAAGAGGAAGAAAUUAAUGAAAUUUAGAG